ACCAGUAUAUAUUAACAAGCAUAGAGAAACAUUUUAUCACAACAAAUGAGAAAAGACAGCUAAAAAUAAAAACAUCAUGCACUCUAUGAUGUCCCUCUUAGCAACUUUUGUUGUUCUAUUAUCUGUUUCACUAUCCACUUCAAUUUCAAUUGAAGAAACUUUCAAUAAUUGCUUAUCACUCCAUUCACAAAUUCCAAACCAAUUUCCAACUUCAAUCUACACCUCUACCAAUAAGUCCUACACUUCAAUCCUUGAGUCCACUGCUCAAAAUCUAAGGUACUUACUGCCUUCAGUUCCGAAACCCGAUUUCAUAUUCACUCCAUUCCAUGAAUCACAAGUCCAAGCAGCUGUGAUAUGUGCAAAACAGCAUGGUAUUCAUUUGAGAAUACGCAGCGGAGGACAUGAUUAUGAAGGGCUUUCGUAUGUUUCUCUUAUCGAGAAACCAUUCAUGAUACUAGACCUGGUUAAACUGCGUGCAGUCAAUGUUGAUAUUCCACACAACACGGCUUGGAUUCAAGCCGGUGCAACGAUCGGUGAAGUCUAUUACAGAAUUUCCGAGAAAAGUUCGGUCCAUGGCUUCCCUGCAGGCCUUUGUACAACUUUAGGUAUCGGUGGCCUCAUUACCGGAGGUGCAUACGGUUCAAUGAUGAGAAAGUAUGGCCUCGGUGUUGACAACGUCAUUGACGCUAAAAUCGUUGAUGCUAAUGGAAAAAUUCUUGACAGAAAAGCAAUGGGAGAAGACCUAUUUUGGGCUAUAAGAGGAGGCGGAGGAGGCAGCUUCGGAGUUAUUCUCUGGUGGAAGAUCAAGUUAGUUCCGGUGCCGCAGACUGUGACAGUUUUCACAGUAACAAAAAGCUUAGAACAUGGAGCAAACAAACUUCUUUAUAGAUGGCAGCAAGUAGCACCAAAUAUUGAUGAAAAUCUCUUCAUCAGAGUGAUUAUUCAACCAGGAAAUGGUAGUGUUCCAGGUCAAAGAACUGUAACUACUUCUUACCAAGCUCUAUUUCUUGGUGGAGCUAAUAGACUUCUCCAAGUUAUGAAGAAAAGUUUUCCUGAAUUAGGCUUAACAAGAAAGGAUUGUUUGGAAACUAGCUGGAUUAAAUCGGUUCUUUACAUCGCCGGAUAUCCAAAUGAUACACCACCAGAAAUUCUGCUCAAAGGAAAACCUACAUCCAAGGCUUACUUCAAAGCAAAAUCAGAUUUUGUCAGACAAGUGAUUCCAGAAACUUCCCUUAAUACCUUAUGGAAAGUUUUUCUUCAAGAUGAUGGUGCUUUAAUGAUAUGGAAUCCCUAUGGAGGAAUGAUGAGUAGGAUUGCGGAAUCCGCGACGCCUUUUCCUCACAGAAAAGGAACACUUUACAAAAUUCAGUACUUAACUGGAUGGAUUGAUGGAGAAAAGAAUAUGGCAAAACAUAUGAGAUGGAUGAGGAAAUUUUACUACUAUAUGACACCUUAUGCAUCAAAAUAUCCAAGGGAAAACUAUGUGAAUUAUAGAGAUUUGGAUAUAGGGAUGAAUCAGAAGAAUUCUACAAGCCUUUCAUUGGCUUACUCUUGGGGUUAUAGGUAUUUUAAGGGUAACUUUAAUAGGUUAGUAAAGGUGAAAACUAAAGUUGAUCCAUCAAAUUUCUUUAGGCAUGAGCAGAGUAUCCCUCCACUGCCAAUUGGUAAGAAAAUGUAGAUGGCAAGAAGAGAAAAUCAAAGGGGUCUAUGGCUAGAAUGUUAGAUCAAAAUUUCAAUGUCACAAAUAUGGUGAAGUUAAAUCUGUUUACAUGUUAAAUUAUUAAUGAAGAAUAAAGAUUGUAUGCAUAUAUUUUUGUUCAA
Trifolium pratense (red clover) is the source of this 1821-nucleotide messenger RNA. RefSeq names its product berberine bridge enzyme-like 13. The record is from RefSeq and is a predicted model, not a curated record. Bases 77 to 1678 code for a protein of 533 amino acids. Lineage: Eukaryota; Viridiplantae; Streptophyta; Magnoliopsida; Fabales; Fabaceae. Gene Ontology annotation, molecular function: FAD binding; oxidoreductase activity. The transcript has a single exon.